AUGGCAGAACAACUAUUGCAAAUUCGAACGUCUACUUCGACUUGUUCUUCAUCAAGAGUUAUGAUCGCUGCCACUGGCGAUGGUAAGGAAUCUCAACCCUCAACCUCCUCCUCCUCCUCCUCCUCCAUACACCUCACUCAAGCAUGCCGUCACUUCCAGAAACGUGCAUUGGAUAAAAGUAUUGAAGAGGGCUUGGCAACAUGGGUUCAAGAUUCUAUCAAAGGGGGGAAGUUAAAGGAUAUAAUUGAUUCAGAUAUAAGAGGUGAAAUAUCCACAAAAUGUUUGAAGGUGUUUGUUCGAAUUGCAAAGAGAUGUUUACUUAGCCAUCCAAAGCAACGCCCUACCAUGGCUGAGGUUGUUUUCAGUCUUGAAUCUGCAUUGACUUUACAAGUCAAAAUCAAUAGUUCCUUGCAGGCUGGUGGCAAAACAAUAUUUGGAAGAAUGUUUGAUAGGUUUCCCUUUUCCUCCAGUUUAGAGAACUCUGCAAAUAUAAAUCCAAGGAGUAGUUUUGGCGAGGGAAGUUCUGGAAAGGUUGACAACAACACUUUGAUCUCUACAAAUCCUGAUGUUAGUAUUAGGAAGCACAAAGAAGAAGGUUUUCAGGGACAUACAGAUACUUCAAGUCUGGGAUCUACAGAAGCAGAAUUUUUCAGUGAAUAUGGUGAAGGGAGUAGGUACAAAUUAUUGGAAGUUAUUGGUAAAGGAAGCUCUGGAAUUGUAUGUUCUGCAUAUGAUACUCAUAUUGGCGAGAAAGUAGCAAUAAAAAAAAUAAAUGAUAUAUUCGAACAUGUUUCUGUUGCUGUUAGCAUCAUUCGUGAGAUUAAGCUUCUUAGGCUCCUUUGUCAUUCAGACAUUGUUGAAAUCAAACACAUCUUAUUACCACCUUCCAGAAGAGAAUUCAAAGAUAUAUAUUUGGUUUUUGAGCUUAUGGGAUCUGAUCUUCAUGAGGUUAUUAAGGGAAACGAUGACUUAACACCAGAACACCAUCAGUUCUUUCUUUAUCAGCUUCUUCGAGGACUGAAAUACAUACACUCAGCAAAUGUCUUUCACAGAGAUCUAAAACCCAAAAAUAUCUUGGCCAAUGCUGAUUGCAAACUUAAGAUCUGUGACUUUGGUCUUUCAAGGGUUGCAUUCAAUCAUCCACCAACUGCAAUAUAUUGGACUGAUUAUGUUGCAGCACGAUGGUAUAGGGCUCCUGAACUGUGUGGAUUAUUCUUUAGCAAGUACACACCUGCUAUAGACAUAUGGAGUAUCGGUUGCAUUUUUGCAGAAAUUUUAACAGGAAAGCCCCUUUUCCCUGGGAAAAAUACUGUUCAUCAGUUGGAUCUAAUGACUGAUCUUUUAGGAACACCAUCACCUGAAACUAUAUCCAAGAUAGGAAAUGAAAAGGCAAGGAGAUACUUGAGCUGCAUGAGGAAGAAAAACGGGAUUCCUUUUUCACACAAGUUCCCAAAUAAAGAUCCUCUUGCUCUUCGUUUAUUAGAAAGAAUGCUUGCGUUUGAGCAUAAGGAUAGGCCUACUACUGAGGAGGCUCUUUCAGAUCCAUACUUUAAGAAUAUAGCUAAGACUGAGAAGGAGCCUUCUGCUCAGCCCAUUUCAAAGUUGGAAUUUGAGUUUGAAAGAAGAAAAUAUACGGAAGAAGAUGUACGUGAACUGAUUUAUAGGGAGAUUCUUGAAUACCAUCCCAAUAUGUUGAAAGAGUACUUGGAUGGAGCUCAACAAAUUGGCUUCAACUAUCCAAGUGCUGUUAAGCAAUUUAAGAAGCAGUUUGCUUACCUUGAGGAGCAUUAUGGUAACAGUACAGUUGCUGAUACUGUAGAGAGGCCACGAGCUUCAUCAUUGCCAAGGGCUUGCAUAUUACAUCCAGAAUAGACAGUAAAAAAACAGUAGAAGUUACAAAAGAUCUCCCCCAAUAUUCAAUCAAUGAAGCGGAGAAUCAGUAGAUGACAAUAACUAGACAUCCUCUUCAAGUUCCUCAAAGUGCCAAAUGGUUUAUUGAUGAUUCAGUAAAAAUGAUCAUUAUAUUCGGGGUUUUCUUCUUUCCACAUAUACUUGAGCUAAAAAAUAUUCAUUGUUUCAAAUUAUGAUGGCAAAAAGUUAUGGCUGUAGCAGUGUAAAUAAUCCUUGUAAAAAUGAGCUUUUAGAACUCUUAAUUAUACUAGGAAUCAUGCUGUAAUUGAAAAACAACGGAA
Messenger RNA from Lactuca virosa, 2192 nucleotides. Lineage: Eukaryota; Viridiplantae; Streptophyta; Magnoliopsida; Asterales; Asteraceae. The record is from the annotation of a GenBank genome assembly.